This is a messenger RNA of Pimephales promelas (fathead minnow), 2036 nucleotides long. It is a transcript of the gene arpp19a, whose product is annotated as cAMP regulated phosphoprotein 19a. The record is from RefSeq and is a predicted model, not a curated record. Gene Ontology annotation, cellular component: cytoplasm. Gene Ontology annotation, molecular function: protein phosphatase inhibitor activity. NCBI's taxonomy places the organism in Eukaryota, Metazoa, Chordata, Actinopteri, Cypriniformes, Leuciscidae.
UCCCGCCUUCUAUUUUGUAGGAUUGGUACAUUUGUGAGCGGGCUUAGAGUAUUCCGCACUGAUCAGGAGCUCAGAUUGUGAUUUUAAACAUCACAGACCUAUCAUAUCAGAGUAAAUGGAGGACACAAAGCCUGAGGAAACGAAUGUGGAGGAGCAGAAAGAUGAGCAGAAUAAGAUCUGUCUAGAAAAAAUAGAGGAAGCCAAACUGAGGGACAGAUACCCUAACCUGGGUAAUAAACCCGGAGGAUCCGAUCUGCUCAGAAAAAGACUGCAGAAGGGGCCGAAAUACUUUGACUCGGGCGACUACAACAUGGCGAAGGCCAAGACCAAGAACAAGCAGCUUCCAGUGGCACAGACGGAGAAGGCCGAGAUCACCGGAGACCACAUCCCCACCCCUCAGGACCUGCCGCAGAGGAAACCCUCUCUGGUGGCCAGCAAACUGGCAGGCUGAUACCUGCUGCUGUCCUUCACUCCACACUCCCUCUUCCUGUCUCUUCAUCCACAUUUAUCUCCGAUCCUGCAUUCCUGCCCUCGUCCUCUUUCGUUUCCUGUCUUAUCUGAAAAUACACUGAAUAUUCAAGAGUUGCAGAUGGCUGUAAUGCCGCACUGUGAGAUGGGUUGGGUCGUGGCUCCAAAGGCGGUUCUCAAAGUUCUCAAAAGGACUCUGAUAUUUUAAAUGUGUCGUAGUAUGUAGUUCAAAGUGUACAUAUUUGCUAGUGAGUGAGGGUAAACAGCAUUUUAGAAGAUGCAUUUAAUUCUAACCAUUCCUGUAUUACCCACUGCUUCUUAGAGCAAAGUUCCUCAACCCUGUUCCCGGGAACCCACUGUCCUGCAAGCUGAAUUUCACACCGAUGUGUUUUUCAAGUGAUCCCGAAGAGCUUGAUUAGCUUGUUCAGGUGUGUUUGAUUGGGUUUGAAUACCUCUGGUCACCAAAAAAUGAAAAUUCUGUCAUUAUUUACUCAACUCGUAUGACUUUAUUUCCUCUGGCGAAUGCAAAAGGAAGAUGUUUAGUGGAAUGUCCAAGCUGCUCUUUUUCAAACAAAGAAGGUCUGGGCAGUAGAGCUCUAUUAAUUUCAAAAAAGUACUUGUAUUUUGAUACUAUACAAUAACUCAAAAACUAGUAGGUUUUGCAAUUAUUCAUGAGAAAUGCAUCAACCGAAACGCAAAAGCACCAUAAAUAAAACAAAUUCGAACAAACAUCAAGUUAAGUCUAAAUAUGCAUGAAUGAGAUUUAAAAGCUUUUUUGGGGUAGCACUUUACAUAAGGUCCCACUAGAUAACAUUAGUUAAUAAUUUAACACAUUUGUUCCAGUGUUUAUGGAUCGUAAAGUUAGUUCAUUGUUGGUUCGAGAUUACGAAAUGCUAUUUUUUUAUCGUUAGUUCAUGGUCAACUAAUGCGAGCAAAUGGAACCCCAUCGUAAAACGUUACAGCUAUUACAACCAGCAGAUGCUGUUAGAAUGACAGAAAGGUGAGUAAAUGAUAUCAGAAUUUUCAUUUCAGAGUGAACUUUUCCAUUAUUUGUGGAGUUAAUUGCUUGAAUCAAUAAUGAAUUGAAAGUAAUCUCUAAUAAUGUGGUUGAUCUGCACCCCUUUUGGUUCAUGAGAAUGCUUGUUUCUUUUUGUCACGCUUCAGCUUUAAGUGAAGGACACUUGGUUCGUCAUGUUUGAUAGCAUGUAAUGCAGAUCUCUGAGGCUGCUGUCAUCUUGCCUUGUAUCAUAGAGCUUAAAGCCUUAUAAUGAUGUAGUGCCAUCACACAGAUUGGCAAGCAGUUCUAGAACGCCACACGUUCACGUCACGCAUCAUUUGUGUCUGGUUGUAGACACCAGGCAGUGAGGAUCUUUCACCUUCUGAUGUGUAGUAAACUCCAUGAGAUCUCCUGUACAUUGUCUUCUAUGCAGAGGAGGGAGACAGUUGGCUGUCGGUUCCUCACACCACGUCGUCGCACUACAGUAAAUUGUCCACGGUUUGCAUGAGCAUAAACUGUGGCCGCUUUUGAGCCAUUUUGACUUGUAAAUAAAAUAGUUUUGCAAACCUUC